Nematostella vectensis (starlet sea anemone) is the source of this 1295-nucleotide messenger RNA. RefSeq lists its product as uncharacterized. Bases 292 to 840 code for a protein of 182 amino acids. The record is from RefSeq and is a predicted model, not a curated record. Lineage: Eukaryota; Metazoa; Cnidaria; Anthozoa; Actiniaria; Edwardsiidae. The transcript is spliced from 3 exons.
AUCAAUGGCUAGGUAGCACGGGCGACGGUGGGCCUUGUCCGGUGUGUUAUCACCCGACAUUGGUAGAUGAAGUUGGGAAAGCCUCCCCAACUUCUUGUUAGCAUCAUUGCUAAGCUGAGAGUUUUUUGUGUCCGGUGCAAUAGAGAUCAACACCUAGAGGAACUGCACGAACACGAGUCACACUGCGAGACCUACAACAGGGAGAGGCAAGAGCCAGUGCUGUUAAACCUGUUGCAAAAAGAUCUGGACCACCCUCUUUAUUAAGUGGAGGAGACAUUAGUGACGACACUAAUGAAAAGAAAAAUUGCAACCUCCGGUAAUGGAGAGCUUUCACUCCGUACGGGUGGUACACCAUUGCAGGUCUCUGUCAUCAACAAGCCAAGAAAGGGAAGCAGCGAAGCAAGCGCUCGGACGGUUUAUAGACGGACAAAGGCGGUUGAGGGCUAUAGGGAGUCGAUUAGCGGCACAAAGACAGAAGAUGUCCAACGACAGAAAUGGGCUGAGCUGCGGCAGCUGGGACGGGAUGAGCUGCAGGAACUCCUCCACAAGUCUGGCUUAAACAUUGAAGUGUCUGAGCAAUCGGCCAUAGCAAUGAAGAGUGAUCUCGGGAUACCCUGGAAUAGAUUGAGAAAUUUAAAAUGUUGGCUGGAGAGCUUCAAGCUACAUAUCGCGAGUGAAAAGAAAAUGAGAAAGGUGGCAGGAGAACAGAAGUAUAGCGAGGUUGAAGCAGAAAAUACCCCUAUGAUGUUUCCAGGCCCAGAGAUCAAACUAGCACCAUUAGUACAGGUCACUGAUCUAGACUCAUUGUUGUUUGGUCACCUCGAAGAAAACUUAAAGUGAGUGUGUAAAAAACCUUAAUGUAGCUUUAUGGACCACCAUUUGUAAAUGUUGUUCACAUCAAUUUCCAUCCUCAUGCACAGUGCUGAUUGCUGCAAGGGAACCUAUCAAAACAUCUCUUUUGUGUCACAUUAUACUGUGCCAGGAAACUAAUGCAACUAAGAAUCAACAGAAUCACAUGAUUAACAGUAAUUAUUGUAAUGUUGUUAUAUUAAAAGGAAUGUUCGACUUACAUGGCAUAAUGGCUUGAUCCCAGCAACAGAGAUCUGGAUAAAAUUUGGAGGAGAUAAAGGAGGAAACUCCUUUAAGAUGACCUUUGAGAUAGGUAACUUGGAAAAUCCAAACUCAACCAAGAAUACAGUAGUCUUCAGUCUGUUCGAGGGUCCAGAUAACCCACAUAAUCUCCUGCUUGGAUUAGAAAGGUUUACAAAUUACAUCGAAGACCUGAACAGCAGGAU